Molecule: messenger RNA, 1159 nt
Organism: Oryza sativa Japonica Group (Japanese rice)
Lineage: Eukaryota; Viridiplantae; Streptophyta; Magnoliopsida; Poales; Poaceae
Source: RefSeq, a predicted model, not a curated record
AGACACAGCGACUCCUCCCUCUGGUUGUUCCCACCCUCCCUCUCGCACGCACGGACGUCGGCGACUCCGGUGUCCCCUUCCCGACCACCGCCGCCGCCGCCGCCCACCUCCUCCUCCGGCGGACGCGGGGGAUGGCGGAGAGGGGAUCGAGGGGCUUCUCCGCGGCCUCCAAGGGGAAGGCCAUCGCGUCCAAGAAAGAUCUACCAAUGAAUGUUUUUACAGGUUCACUUAGGCAAAACAGCUCUGCCAAUAUCCCGCAUGUUAAUAUUGAUUCCGAUUCUGAUUCUGAAGGUUUCGUGGAAGAACUGCCUCGUGUCAACUCUAAAACAAAUGGGAAGGCUGCAUCUGAGAGCCUAAAAACUGGCGGGAAGGCCUCAUCUAAAGGACAAACUGGCAAAGGAGGGAAUGCUGGCAAAGGUGGAAAGGGUUCUGCAUCAGCUCGAGUUUCUGCAAAGUCUGAUGCAGAGCUAAAGCUUGAGCUCGAUAUGCCUCCAAACUCUUGCAUUUUAAUGAAUUGUGAAGUAGCAGAACUAUUGCAAGAAAUUCAUGAGCAUAUGGCUAUCUUAUCAGAGGAUCCAAAGAUCAAAAUUCCAGAGUCAUUUGAUAAGGCUUUCCAAUAUGUGAAAGAAGGAAAUCAGUUUUCCACCGCACAGUCUGUGAAACAAGUCCUAGACCCUCUUAGAAAAUAUGGUGUUAGUGAUGGAGAGAUGUGCUUGAUAGCGAACGUUGGACCUGAGACCAUUGAAGAGGUUUAUGCGCUAGUACCAUCCCUGAAGGCCACUAGAUCACUCAACGAAAGUCCCAUCAUGGAGGCUCUCACUGCGCUUGCUGACAUAAAAGCUGCUAAGUGAAUCUCCAGUGAAGCUAUGCCGAUAUGUUGUGGAUCAAGAAAUGGAGAUUCGCAACUUGCGUUUGUCUUUAAUGUUCUGAAUGUUUUGUCAAAUCAGGUUGCGCUGUGUAUGCAAAAAAAAACAACCAAGUGCCAUGUGCACUUUACUUAUCUAGGUCUGAUAGGUUGAACCUGAGUUCAGAGACUACCGUAUCUAACUGCAAAUGUUGCUAGAAAUGGCUGAAGUAGCCUACUCAGAAUUGCUAAUUGCUAACCUUGGGGUAACUGGCUUAAACAAUGAGAUGGUUCUUUUGGGUUUUUUAGCCUCUA